UUUCACACAGCAAGACUGCUAUCGGCUCUCGCCCACCAAAUAAUUUCAAGUCGCGCUCCACGAGUUUGAAGAGAUCGAUCCCUAAGCCGUUCUUGACCCGCAUCCGUGACCAUGCAGCCCCAAAUCCUCGUCCUCAAGGAAGGCACGGAGAAUGCCCAAGGUCGGCAGCAAGUCAUCUCCAACAUCAACGCCUGCCAGGCCAUCGUGGACGCCAUCCGCACCACCCUGGGUCCACGCGGCAUGGACAAACUAUUGGUGGACGGUAAGGGCAAGGCCACCAUUUCCAACGAUGGAGCCACCAUCAUGAAGCUCCUGGACAUUGUCCAUCCGGCGGCCAAGACCCUAGUGGACAUCGCCAAGUCGCAGGACGCCGAGGUGGGCGACGGCACCACGUCCGUGGUCAUGUUAGCCGGGGAAUUUUUGAAACAAUGCAAGCCCUUUGUGGAAGAGGGCGUUCAUCCCCGAUUGAUCAUCAAAUCCUUCCGCAAGGCCACCCAAUUGGCCGUGGACAAGAUCAAGGAGCUCUCGGUCAAGAUUGGCGAGGGGAGUGGCCUGGGCGAUCAUCGAGGAUUGCUCAUGAAGUGCGCCGCCACCUCCAUGAGCUCCAAACUCAUUCACGCCCACAAGGAUAAGUUCUCCGAGAUCGUGGUGGACGCCGUGCAAAUGUUGGACGAACUCAUGCCCUUGAACAUGAUUGGCAUCAAGAAGGUGCAAGGCGGAUCCUUGGAAGAGACCCUACUCAUCGCGGGUGUGGCCUUCAAGAAGACCUUCUCGUACGCCGGAUUCGAGAUGCAACCUAAGUCGUAUCAGAAGCCCAAGAUCGCCAUGCUCAAUAUUGAACUCGAACUCAAAGCCGAGAAGGACAACGCCGAGGUGCGCGUGGACAACGUAGAGGAGUACCAAAAAAUCGUGGACGCUGAAUGGGAUAUUUUGUAUCAAAAGUUAGACCGGAUCCACCAAUCCGGGGCUAAAGUCGUGUUGUCCAAGUUGCCCAUUGGUGAUGUGGCCACUCAAUAUUUUGCCGAUCGCGAUAUGUUCUGCGCCGGACGCGUGGUUGAGGAAGAUCUGAAUCGUACGAUGAAAGCUUGCGGAGGAUCCAUUCAGACCACCGUCUACGACCUGAACGAUCAGACCUUGGGCAGUUGCGAAUCAUUCGAAGAGAAACAGAUUGGCGGGGAACGCUUCAAUUUGUUCACCGGCGUGCCCAAGUCCCAGUCAUGCACCAUCAUUUUGCGCGGUGGAGCUGAACAGUUCAUGGAGGAGACUGAGCGAUCCUUGCACGACGCCAUCAUGAUCGUGCGUCGAGCCAUUAAGAACGAUGCCGUCGUGGCUGGCGGCGGAGCCAUCGAGAUGGAGCUCUCCAAGUACUUGCGGGACUAUGCCCGCUCAAUUGCCGGCAAGGAACAACUCAUCAUUUCUGCCAUGGCCAAGGCCUUGGAGAUCAUCCCACGACAGUUGUGUGACAACGCCGGAUUCGAUGCCACCAACAUUCUCAACAAACUCCGACAGAAACAUGCUCAGGCUAAUUGUUGGUAUGGAGUCGAUGUACUCAAUGAAGAUAUUGCUGACAACUUUGAGCAAUGCGUUUGGGAGCCGGCCAUCGUGAAAAUUAAUGCAAUCACAGCCGCCUCUGAGGCCACGUGUUUAAUCCUGUCCGUCGAUGAGACGGUGAAGAAUCCUAGAUCUGGUGGUGGGGAUGCCGGUGGUAUGCCUAUGGGGGGCAUGGGUGGAGGAAUGCCCAUGGGUGGUAUGGGACGCGGCAUGGGUCGUCCCAUGUGAUUCCCUAAUGGACUUUUAUUGCGAUCUACUAAUAAUAACUCUUUGAUAAUUCAAUCACUUCAAAUAACAAACACCGAAU
Messenger RNA from Tigriopus californicus, 1858 nucleotides. RefSeq names its product T-complex protein 1 subunit eta-like (gene CCT7). Bases 112 to 1779 code for a protein of 555 amino acids. Gene Ontology annotation, molecular function: ATP hydrolysis activity; ATP-dependent protein folding chaperone; ATP binding. The transcript is spliced from 3 exons. The record is from RefSeq and is a predicted model, not a curated record. Gene Ontology annotation, cellular component: chaperonin-containing T-complex. Gene Ontology annotation, biological process: protein folding. NCBI's taxonomy places the organism in Eukaryota, Metazoa, Arthropoda, Copepoda, Harpacticoida, Harpacticidae.